GACCAAAAGCUACAGUAUUGUAUAUAUUGCGAAACGAUUCCCCGUUUAUCACCAUCUAAAAAUCCUCUCUGAAAACUCAACAGAAUGGCAUCCUCCGCGAUGGUACUUGACCCGAAACCCGUUCCGUCAUCGGCACCCGACCUGAAUCAGACGGAGGGCGAAGAAGAAGAUCUGUACAGCCGCCUAAAAGCGCUGCAGAGGCAGCUAGAAUUCAUCGACAUACAAGAAGAGUACGUGAAAGACGAGCAGAAGAAUCUGAAGAGGGAGCUUCUGCGGGCGCAGGAGGAGGUGAAGCGGAUCCAAUCAGUGCCCUUGGUUAUCGGGCAGUUCAUGGAGAUGGUGGACCAGAACAAUGGAAUCGUGGGGUCGACUACGGGGUCCAAUUAUUAUGUGAGGAUUUUAAGUACUAUUAACAGAGAGCUGUUGAAGCCGUCUGCUUCGGUUGCGCUUCAUCGCCAUAGUAAUGCUCUGGUCGACGUGUUGCCUCCUGAGGCUGAUUCGAGUAUCUCUUUGCUUUCUCAAUCUGAGAAACCUGAUGUCUCUUACAAUGACAUUGGAGGAUGUGACAUUCAAAAGCAGGAGAUUAGGGAGGCAGUGGAGUUGCCUCUCACUCACCAUGAAUUGUACAAACAAAUUGGAAUAGAUCCACCUCGUGGUGUCUUGCUUUAUGGUCCGCCCGGCACUGGGAAAACUAUGCUUGCCAAGGCUGUUGCCAACCAUACAACUGCAGCCUUCAUUAGAGUUGUUGGCUCUGAGUUUGUUCAGAAGUACUUGGGGGAGGGCCCUCGUAUGGUUCGUGAUGUUUUUCGACUUGCUAAGGAAAAUGCUCCUGCAAUUAUUUUUAUUGAUGAGGUAGAUGCUAUUGCAACUGCUAGGUUUGAUGCACAAACAGGAGCUGAUAGAGAAGUUCAACGUAUCUUGAUGGAACUUCUGAAUCAGAUGGAUGGGUUUGAUCAAACUGUGAAUGUCAAAGUCAUUAUGGCUACAAAUCGGGCAGACACUUUAGAUCCCGCUCUUCUUCGUCCUGGAAGGCUUGAUCGAAAAAUUGAAUUUCCAUUACCAGAUAGAAGACAAAAGAGGCUUGUUUUUCAGGUUUGCACCUCUAAAAUGAAUCUCAGUGAUGAGGUUGACUUGGAGGAUUAUGUUUCUCGGCCAGACAAAAUUAGUGCUGCUGAGAUUGCAGCUAUAUGUCAGGAAGCAGGCAUGCACGCAGUACGCAAGAACAGGUAUGUCAUCCUCCCAAAGGACUUCGAGAAAGGUUAUCGAACAAAUGUGAAGAAGCCCGACACCGACUUUGAAUUCUACAAAUGAGGAGAAGUGGAAUUUUCCUUGUUCAUGGUCUGGACUUUGUUUAAGGAAAAUAUUUGAUGAAGUAUCUGGUAUAAUAGUGUUGAGAUGAGGUGAUGGAUACAGUCUGAUAUUAGUUUCUCAUAGGAAAGAUAGUAUUUUCCUUCCAAGUUGGUGUGUACUUAUUUUUCUAUUAUCUGACAUCAAGUUUAAGUUCAAA
Molecule: messenger RNA, 1507 nt
Organism: Mercurialis annua (annual mercury)
Lineage: Eukaryota; Viridiplantae; Streptophyta; Magnoliopsida; Malpighiales; Euphorbiaceae
Product: 26S proteasome regulatory subunit 6B homolog
Exons: 6
Coding region: 85-1311 (408 amino acids)
Biological process (GO): proteasome-mediated ubiquitin-dependent protein catabolic process
Cellular component (GO): proteasome regulatory particle, base subcomplex
Molecular function (GO): ATP binding; proteasome-activating activity; ATP hydrolysis activity
Source: RefSeq, a predicted model, not a curated record